AUGUCUUCGCAGAUUGCUUUCGAUGGGCUGCGUGACUUGAAGUGCAACCAGCCCUUCGAGCUGGAAGUGGGCGAAGUGGGCGAGGCCACCCUGGUGCCCGUGGUGAAUUUCCAGCCGGAUCAUGAAGUUUCUGCUCCCAAGGAAGACACGCAGGCCGUGUCUCUUGACGUGUCAAAGGCUUUCCAAGCCCUGGUUGACCAAAUUGUUCAGCAGCACCUGAAGGAGCUGCUGGCAAAGGAGCGCAGGAUACAGAGAUGUCAAAUCGAAAUGGAGAAGCUGAAGCAGGAGUUGGAUCCCGAGGGUGCGGCUGUGGGACAUGUGCGUUCACAUCUGAGCCAUCUGAGCCGCUUGAGUAAGCAACCCAGGGGAAGAAAGUCGGCGAAGGAGAUGCAAGCGGCAGAUCUCUUGGGUGCGCUAGAGAGUACUCCCGGUCAGGAGCGAGAUUCACCUUAUGAUACUUUCCGUGGGAACUCCUUCAGCCGGUCAGAUCAAGGUGAGAGCUACGAAUCUGACACUGGAGAACCAGAUUUGAGGCCUUGGCACCAGCGAUUUGCAUCGCAACUUCAGUCGACGACGUUCGAACUACUCAUCGCCGUAGCCCUUUUCUUCAACGUCCUUUGGAUGGCUGCGCAGCUACAGGUGCAUGGGGGAGUCCUGGGGGCUGCCCUGACCCCGAAUGGUAGUGCAGAUGUGGCCAAGCCAGUAUCCACUCCCCUGGACCCCGUCUUCAUGUUUGGAGACGCAGUUUUCGCGACAUUUUUCGCCGUCGAGGUCAUCGUGCGGAUCGCCUUUUUGAGAGUUGAGUUCUGGAAAGUGUGGAGUAACUACGUGGACGUUCUGGUGAGUGCAGCUGCCAUAGUUCAGGUCGCAUUGUUGUACACCGAUGCCUUGCCGAUUAACCUGAGCCUUUUGCGACUGAUCCGGAUUGGCAAACUGGCUCGCCCCAUUCGGAUGAUAACUAUGACAAGCGUCCUUGCAUCAUUGCAGUUGCUCAUCAAGUGUGUGGCGGGAAGCAUGAACACACUCUUCUGGAGCAUGUGCCUGCUCUUCUUUCUGCAAUGUGUGGCGGGAAUGGUUCUGAGCACCCUGUGCCAUGACUUCAUAGCAGAUCCUGGCUAUGUGCUCGAGCUCAGACAAGAGGUCUUCGCUUACUAUGGUACAUUCACUCGAACCAUUUUGACGAUGUUCGAAGUGCUCUUCGCGAACUGGGGACCACCUUGUCGCGUUCUUGUUGAAGACAUCAGUGAGUGGUUCUCCCUCUUCUUCUUGCUUUAUCGAUGCGUCUUUGGCUUCUCGGUUCUGAACGUCGUGAACGCAGUGUUUGUGCAGCAGGCGAUGAAGGUCGCAAGCACAGAUGAGGAGAUCGCCUUCAAGCAGAAAGAGCGAGAUCUCGCUGUCUAUACCAAGCGCGUGAAGACCCUCUUCCAGACUGUUGACGAGUCCGGAGACGGCUCCAUCAACUACGAAGAGUUCUCAAAGUUGGUCCAGUCGCCGAAGCUUCAGUUCUUCAUGAGCCAGUUGGACCUUGAAUACCAUGACCUCCUCUCUCUUUUUGAGCUUCCUGGCACGCCUGACAUGUGGCUUUGGGGUUUAGGGGGGUUUAGGGGUUUGGGGGGUUUAGGGUGUUUAGGGGGUUUGGGGGGUUUAGGGGGUUUGGGGGGGUUGAGGGGGUUGAGGGGGUUUAGGGUUUAG
Messenger RNA from Symbiodinium natans, 1692 nucleotides. The record is from the annotation of a GenBank genome assembly. NCBI's taxonomy places the organism in Eukaryota, Dinophyceae, Suessiales, Symbiodiniaceae.